This is a messenger RNA of Prosopis cineraria, 1969 nucleotides long. RefSeq names its product protein NRT1/ PTR FAMILY 1.2-like. Gene Ontology annotation, biological process: transmembrane transport; oligopeptide transport. The record is from RefSeq and is a predicted model, not a curated record. Gene Ontology annotation, cellular component: plasma membrane. Bases 57 to 1748 code for a protein of 563 amino acids. Gene Ontology annotation, molecular function: transmembrane transporter activity. Lineage: Eukaryota; Viridiplantae; Streptophyta; Magnoliopsida; Fabales; Fabaceae. The transcript has 4 exons.
CCCAAGAUUUUGUAUCUCUCUCUCUCUCUCUCUCUCUCGGGAUCGUGGAGAAGGAAAUGGAGGCAAGUUCUUCAGUAGGAAGGCGAAAGGGUGGCCUCAUUACCAUGCCCUUCAUUAUCGCGAACGAAACAUUAGCGAAGGUGGCAAUGGUGGGGCUGAUGCCAAACAUGGUGUUAUAUCUGACGGAGAUUUACAAUCUGCGGCUCCCCAGAGCUGCAAAUAUCAUCUUCUUCUGGUUUGCUGCGUCCAACUUGGCUCCUUUGCUCGCUGCUUUCCUCGCUGAUUCUUUUCUCGGUCGCUUCUUUGCCAUCGCCAUCGGUUCCGUCUUCUCUUUCCUGGGAAUGGUAUUCUUGUGGAUAACAUCAAUGAUCCCAGAGUUAAGGCCAAAGCCAAGCCAAUCAGCAACAACAUCCCAAAUGGCAUUCUUAGCGAGCAGUCUUGGUCUGACGUCCAUCGGAGCUGGUGGCCUCUCAUGCUCCAUAGCAUUUGGUGCAGAUCAGUUCAACAACAAAGCCAACCCUAAUAAUCAGAAAGUGUUGGAGACCUUCAUCAGCUGGUACAUUGCUUCUCAAGCUUUUGCUUGCUUGCUUGCCUUGACAGCUCUGGUCUAUGCUCAAGACCACCUCGGAUGGAAAGUGGGUUUUGGUAUUCCCCCAGGUCUUAUGGUCUUGUCCAUUGUCUCCUUCUUGCUUGCUUCUCCUCUCUAUGUCAAGAAUAAACCACACUCCAGCUUGUUCACUGGGUUUGCCAGGGUCAUUGUUGUUGCCUUCAAGAAUAGAGAGCUUCCUUUUCCUCCCGGUAACCCUGCUGGAAAGUACCAUCAUAACAAGGGCUCGGAUCUUCUUGUUCCAACUAAUAAAUUGAGGUUUCUGAACAGAGCCUGCAUAAUCAAAAACCCAGAACAAGAUAUAACCCCAGAUGGCUCAGCUUCAAAUCCAUGGAGCCUCUGCACCACAGAGCAAGUAGAAGAACUAAAAGCCAUCAUAAAGGUUCUUCCUUUAUGGUCCACAAACAUCAUAAUGACAGUGAUCACAACUCAAAGCUCGUUCCGUGUCCUCCAAGCCAAAUCCAUGGACAGACACGUGACCUCGAACUUCCAAAUCCCCCCAGGUUCGUACAAUGCUUUCACCAUGCUCUUCCUCUUUAUCACGGUCGGCAUCUAUGACCGCAUCAUCAUCCCAAUAGCUUCAAAAAUCGCAAAAAGACCAGUUCGAAUCAGUGCCAAGACAAGAAUGGGAAUAGGGCUGUUCUUCGGAAUCCUCGACCUCAUAGCGUCUGCUAUAAUCGAAAACAAAAGGAGAACCAAAGCGAUUCGACAAGGGUUUGCAGAUAACCCAAAAGGGGUCGUGGAUAUGUCGGCAAUGUGGCUUCUUGUUCAUCUCUCGUUGGUGGGGAUAGCAGAAGCGUUCAACGUGAUAGCACAAUCAGAGUUUUACUACUCGGAGUUUCCCCGGACGAUGUCGAGCAUUGGCUCGUCCCUGUACUCUUUGGGAAUGGGAUUGGGGAAUCUGAUGGCUUCACUGAUCUUGAGCAUUGUGGAUGGGGUUACUUCCAGAGGAGGAAGACAAAGUUGGGUCGGUAGAAAUCUGAAUAAAGGGCAUUAUGAUUGGUAUUUCUGGGUUCUUGCAGCGAUCAGUGUGGUGAAUUUUGUGUACUAUUUGGUCUGUUCGUGGGCUUAUGGGCCUAGUGCUAGAACUGGGUCAGUGGAGGAGGAACGUUCAGAGGAAGAAAGGAAUGAGGUUGAGUGAAGAAUGUGGGCGCAAUGGUAUUGGUGAAGAUGAAGCUCAGGUAAUUCAUAGCUUCGCUUGAUGUAGUGAAUCAUUUAAGAGGUUUGUGAAGAUGCAGUUUCUUAGCAUGAUUAAGUGUUCUGGUUUGCAUAAUAUAAUGUUCAGAUAUGCAUAUGGUUUUGUAAUUAUCAAGUUCCAAAAUGGGAUUGGAGAUAUCAGUUCAAAAGACAUUUUAUAAUUAA